Messenger RNA from Harpegnathos saltator (Jerdon's jumping ant), 2903 nucleotides. RefSeq names its product zinc finger protein 624. The coding region runs from base 568 to 1344 and encodes 258 amino acids. The record is from RefSeq and is a predicted model, not a curated record. The transcript is spliced from 3 exons. NCBI's taxonomy places the organism in Eukaryota, Metazoa, Arthropoda, Insecta, Hymenoptera, Formicidae.
UCCCAGCAAUGUAAACAGCUCGUUUCGAAGAUAGUUCUUCGAUGGUUCUGCGCCCAAAACGUGCCCGCUCAACAAUUACGUCAGACUUUGAUACUUAUCAUAACCGAUCAACGUGUGUAAGUGCGUGAUUGGGACUCUCGACGGUUAUGUCACGUGUUUCCCUCAUGAAGAAAGUGUUCAAAGUCUAUUUGCAGCAGUCUUGACGUGACCUUUUCUGUUUACUUGAUAUAUCUCGCUUUCGGAUAUUGUCGAUAUCAAGUAAGUACCAAUAAUUUCAAACAGUCCCUCGUCACACAUACAGAGUACACGUCGAAACUUGUCAGUUAUCAGUUCUUUCAGGUAUCAGUAAUUAGUCGAACCUCGAAAAAAAAUAAAGCAGUGCGUUUACGCGGACAAAUUAUUGCGGCAAACAAAUUGAAAGAGAUCAGAAUCUCAAUUAAGACUGAGUCGAUAGAGAGAAAACGCAACAUUCAGAAGGCGACAAACGUUAAAAAUGGGCGAAGCAUUGAAAAGUGUAUAAGUGUAUUUUAUCAAUGUAAUAUCUGCAAACAGAACUUCUGUCUGAAGAUGGAUAUGACAAAGCGACAUCUCGACGAGGUCGAACGUGGCACAAAUAAAUCCAGCAGUUGCAACUAUGAAAGUAGCGAUAUGGAUGGUAUAUUGCUGAAGAGCCGCAUACAACAUCUUCAACCAAACAAACAAGAAAGAACCAACAUUAUGCAGCCAGGACCAUACUUGAAGAAUAAUUUGUGCGGCAAAAAUUCCACCGAGGAGAGCAGCACUAAAAAGUACUUCAAAAUUUCGAAACAAUGCAAAAUUUGCAAACAAUACUUUCACGAAAUAUAUGAGUUGUAUGAUCACUACGAGAAGGACCACAAAUAUCACUUUUACAAAUGUAAAUAUUGCAACUUCAAAACCAAAUAUAAGACAAACUUAAAAAGACACGAGGGAGCACACAUAAAAAAACCGAGCAACGGCAACUACAAGUGUACUGAGCCCGGCUGUAACAAGAUAUAUAAGGAUAAGUAUGCUUUGAUGAUGCACAUGACACGUAACCAUAAAAAUAAGAUGGAAAGCAAUACUAUGGAGCUGGGACCGUCUUCAGAGAGUAAUCUAUACGGCAAACUUUUCAGCAGAACGAAAAAUGAAAAGCACAAAGUUUCUAGAGAAUGCAGAAUCUGUGGUCAAAUUUUCCGUAAUAAAUCAAUGUUAAUAGAUCAUUCAGCGACGGUUCACCACCAUUGCGUGCACAUAUGUGAAGACAAAACAUGCAAUUACGAAACCAACAGCCUGCAAAACAUGCAAAAGCAUUUUUUAAUAAAGCACAUGAAUAAUGAAAACUAAGUAUGUAGUGAGACUGGCUGUAACUGGGUGAGAAAAGAUUAGAAGUAACUAAGACAAUACGAACGACGCGUUCACCCUGACAAAUAAAACAAAAGCAGUAUUGAGAACACAGGGCCGUCCUCACAGAGUGACCUGUACGGCAAACAUUUCGGAAGAAGCCCCAGCAUUGCGAAGCCCAUAAGUAUACCUCAGAAAUGCAAAACCUGCAACGGAAUGUCCCUUUCUAAGCAAAAAUGGAAAAAAUACUUCAUAGAUCUUUAUAAACAAUCCAUCCGCAACUGCAGCCAUGGUUAACUAUGUAUUUAACAAAGACAAUAACUUGCGAAGACACAAUGUACGAAAUCACACGGACAAUUAUGACUAAAGGUGUACUGAGCCUAUCUAUAACAGAAAGUAUAAAUAGUAGGCAGAUCUGAAGACACACAUACAAUCGUCCUGUCAACCAGAAGAAAAGCAAAAGUGCGAACCCGUGGGAGUCUUCCGAGAGCGACUCAUGCAGCAAACAUUCCAAAAGAGGGAGCAGCAUUGAAAAGUGCGUAAAUGUGCCUCAGCAGUGCAAAAUUUGCAACCAAGGUCUCGAUAGGAAGAGAAAGUUGACACAUCACCUCUGAACAGAUCAAAGGAUAUCGCAUCUGCAUCUGCAACGAUUGCAAUUACAUAUCUAACAUUAAACAACACAUGAUAUGUCACGUUGUAUGAAAACACAUUGGCAAUUACAACCAUGUGUGUAAUAAGAAUGGCUGCUAGGAGAAAUUCAAACUCGAACAGGAACUGAAUAAACAGAUAUAUGCUGCCAUGACAAUUUCUUAUUUGGUCUGAAAUAAGAUAUAUAGCAGCAAGAGUGGUAUAUUGGACUUAUACGUUGUACCACAUGGCACAAAACCUACGCCUACAUCUGAAUCUACUACAGCACGAGUUACGAGCGUACAUCCAGCGGCAGUCUUUACGCAGUUACAUGGAGAAAAUACAUUCCAAUUCACUUCCAAUCCCAUAAAAUGAUAGUCGGUAUCAAGAGCAUUUUUGCAAAAUUUCUAAAGAAGCAAUGACAAAUUGGCUGUCGAAUCGAAUCGAGAAAGUACAAGAAGGAUGUGAGGAAGCAGUUUGUGCUUAAUUUGUUUAUAUACAGUUUAUUUAUACCCACACGCGCCUAUAUACACAAAUACGCAUACACGCUCAACAUAUGUGCUGAACCAUAUAUUCUCUUAAACGCUCAAACGCACACAGACACACAAUAUCCGCGCAUAUUAAAUAUCCUACAUUGUAUCUUUUUGUAAAAUUAUAUAUUUAACCCUUUUUAAAUUGUGUUUUUAUCGCUAGACAUGUACUCGCACUAAUUCUAUAUCUUCUACAUUUUAUUCCAUAUGCGCGCGCGCACGUGUAUGAGCGUGUACAUACGCAUACACGCAUAUACAUGCUCGCACCCAAUUUGUUCUGUGGAAUAAUGAGACCGGUAUAUAGAGAAGAAUUGAAGGAUGAUUAUAUGGCGAAUGUUGUAACUGUAUACUUUGCUUAUAUGACGAGCUGAAUAUAAUAUUAAAAUUUAAUUUUAUGUAAUGUGA